AUGGCGUCGCACCGGUCGCUCGUGCGCCUGCUGGUGCUCUGCCUUCUCUGCGUCGCUUCUCUCGCGGCCAAGCGGCGCUAUCUCUCCGUCAGCUUGGACGAGCUGCUCAGCUCCAAGGCUCACGUCGACUGCCCUCCCACGAAGAAGUCCGUGACAACUUCUGGCAACAAGCUCACGAUCCCUGCUAGUUGCGCCAUACCAAAAUGCUGCGGCGCCGGCGAGUCAACCGGGCGUCACGUUAUCAACCACGACAAAAACCGGCUGAGCACUCUGCUCCAGAGGUCCUCCGUCUCAUCUGCGCCACCAUCUGCGCCACCAUCUGCGUUGGCAGUCCCCAUCCCCAGGACGCCGCUAUUUCCAUUUCCUCCAGCUCCAUCGGUGCGCCCCUUCCCCGGGAUUCCAUUUCCAUUUCCUCCAGCUCCGUCGGCGCGCCCCUUCCCCGGGAUUCCAUUUCCAUUUCCUCCAGCUCCGUCGGUGCGCCCCUUCCCCGGGAUUCCAUUUCCAUUUCCUCCAGCUCCGUCGGCGCGCCCCUUCCCCGGGAUUCCAUUUCCAUUUCCUCCAGCUCCGUCGGCGCGCCCCAUCCCUGAUACUUCAUCUGCUCAAGCUCCGCGAUCCUUCUUCCCCGGGAUUCCACUUGCUCCAGCUCCGUCGGCACGCCCCUUUCCCGGGAUUCCAUUUCCAUUUCCUCCAGCUCCGUCGGCGCGCCCCUUCCCCGGGAUUCCAUUUCCAUUUCCUCCAGCUCCGUCGGCAGGCCCCAUCCCUGAUACUCCAUCUGCUCAAGCUCCGCGAUCACAUCAUUUCUUCCCCGGGAUUCCACUUACUCCAGCUCCGUCGGCACGCCCCUUUCCCGGAAUUCCGUUUCAAUUUCCUCCAGCUCCGUCGGCACGUCCGCCCUUUCCCGGGAUUCCAUUUCCUCCAAUCUCAGUUUCUCCGGUAGCGCCGCCAGCAGAGCCGCCGGCCGUGACGAUCCCGGACAGCUCCGGGGCGUACCUCGACACGCUGGAGUUCGUGGUCACCGUCGGCUUUGGAACGCCGGCCCGGGCGUACGCUGUCGUGUUCGACACCGGAAGCGACGUGUCGUGGAUCCAGUGCCAACCGUGCUCCGGGCACUGCUACAAGCAGCACGAUCCCAUCUUCGACCCGGCCAAGUCCUCCACCUACGCCGCCGUCCCCUGCGGCCACCCGGAGUGCAAGGCCGCCGGCGGGCAGUGCGACAGUAACGGCACCUGUACCUACAAGGUCGAGUACGGCGACGGCUCGUCCACCUCCGGGGUCCUAUCCCACGAGACACUGUCGCUCACGUCCUCGAGCGCUCUCCACAGCUUCGUGUUCGGCUGCGGCGAGAACAACCUCGGCCCGUUCGGCGACGUCGACGGGCUGAUCGGCCUCGGCCGCGGCCAGUUCUCCCUGUCCUCGCAGGCCGCCUCGUCGCUGGGCGCCACCUUCUCGUACUGCCUGCCGUCGCACAACGGCACGCAGGGGUACCUCACCAUCGGCUCGACGCCGGUGUCCGACAAGGCCGCGUACACGGCGAUGGUGCAGAAGCCGGACUACCCGUCCUUCUACUUCGUCGAGCUCGUCUCCAUCGACAUCGGCGGGUACGUCCUGCCGGUACCGCCGACAGUGUUCACGAGCGCGGGAACGCUUCUCGACUCCGGCACGAUCCUCACCUACCUCCCGGAGCAGGCGUACGCCCUGCUCCGGGACCGGUUCAAGUUCACCAUGAAGCAGUACAAGCCGGCGCCGCCGACGGACAUCCUCGACACCUGCUACGACUUCACGGGCCAGAGGGCGAUCUUCAUACCGGCCGUCUCGUUCAAGUUCAGCGACGGCGCCGUGUUCGACCUCGACUUCUUCGGGGUCCUGCUGUUCCCGGACGAGGCGACGGCGAUCGGGUGCCUCGCGUUCGCGGCGAGGCCUCCGACGAUGCCGUUCAACAUCGUCGGCAACACGCAGCAGCGGUCGGCCGAGGUGAUCUACGAUGUCGCUGCGGAGAAGAUCGGGUUCGUCCCGGCCAGUUGCUGAGAUCGAUGGUUGUAGGUUGGAGAAAUAAGCGAAGAGCGACGUGUGUUGGAUGUAUUUUGUUCUGUUCGAUAUGGUUCCAACUAGAAAUAAGAUGAACCUUCUGCAAAAAUAUAUUUUUCGCUUUGGGCUGUUCAAUAAUUCCUGUGCCGUAUCGGCCGCGUGUUGAAUGCCUGUAGUAGUGGUUCGAGAAUACGCCGGUACUGUUCUACAU
This is a messenger RNA of Setaria italica (foxtail millet), 2236 nucleotides long. Its product is annotated as aspartyl protease family protein At5g10770. Gene Ontology annotation, molecular function: aspartic-type endopeptidase activity. The transcript is spliced from 2 exons. Gene Ontology annotation, biological process: proteolysis. The record is from RefSeq and is a predicted model, not a curated record. The coding region runs from base 1 to 2025 and encodes 674 amino acids. Lineage: Eukaryota; Viridiplantae; Streptophyta; Magnoliopsida; Poales; Poaceae.